Messenger RNA from Bipolaris maydis ATCC 48331, 1440 nucleotides. RefSeq lists its product as uncharacterized. Gene Ontology annotation, molecular function: FAD binding; monooxygenase activity. NCBI's taxonomy places the organism in Eukaryota, Fungi, Ascomycota, Dothideomycetes, Pleosporales, Pleosporaceae. The record is from RefSeq and is a predicted model, not a curated record.
AUGGCGCCUGGUAAACCUCAGGUUAUUGUGCAGAAACAGCGGGAUGAGAAGAGUAGGCUUGAUGUCGUCAUCGUUGGUGCUGGUCUGGGGGGCCUCGGAGCAGCGAUAUCCAUCUUACUAGCCGGGCACAACGUACAUAUCCUCGAGUCGACGUCGGAAAUUGGUGAAAUCGGCGCUGGGAUCCAAUGCUUACCGAAUGCGUCGCGAAUUCUGAUAUCCUGGGGUCUCGAGUCGUAUCUUGAGAAGUAUGCGACUACACCGCAGUUUUGCAAUAUGCGGGGGUGGAAGGGGAAUAAGAUAAGCGAUAUGGAUUUUCAUGAGUAUGAGAGAGAAUGCGGGACACCGUUUUGGGAUUUCCAUAGGGCGGACUUGCAUAGGGGGCUUUUGGAACGGGCGAUCGAGUUGGGUGCGAAGUUGACUACAAGAGCGAGGGUCGUGGAUAUCGAGUACGAAGCCGACCAGGGGAACCAGACUACAAGAGCCACCGCCGUGUGUCAAGACGGCACCAGACACACAGCCGAUCUAGUAGUCGGUGCUGACGGCAUCAACUCGAAAUGUCGCGAGAUACUCCUAGGCCACAAAGACCCCCCCCUUCUCACCGGCGACCUCGCAUACCGCCUCCUCCUCAACACCAACGACAUGCUCAAAGACCCCGACCUAGCCCACUUCGUCCUCGACCCCCAAGUCAACUACUGGGUUGGCCCAGACGCCCACGCAGUCAACUACGUCCUCCGCGGCGGCAAGCUCUUCAACAUGGUCCUCCUCGUCCCAGACGACAUGCCCGCCGGCGCCAACACGCUCGCCGGCAACGUCGAAGAGAUGCGCGCCCUAUACAAAGACUGGGACCCGCGCAUCGGCAAACUGCUCGCGCUAUGCCAGUCCGUCGCCAAAUGGCGGCUCAUGAUCCGCCCCGGUCUCGAUCCCACCUGGUCGCAUACCCGCUCUGCUGCCUUUACCAUUCUCGGCGACGCCGCCCAUGCGACGCUGCCGUAUCUUGCGUCGGGCGCCGGCAUGUCGCUCGAAGAUGCGCACGUGCUGGGGCUUUGUCUCGCCCGGCUUACUGCAAAGUCCCGUCCUGACAAGGCGAGGGCGCUGGCCGUGUACGAGCGGUGUCGGCGCGAGCGCACCGAACGCGUGGUUUCACGCGGAAACCGCCAGCAGUAUCUGUAUCAUGUCCAUGAUGGGGAGGCCCAGGUGAGGCGGGAUGAGCUACUGACGGCUUUUGGCCGGUUUAAUGGUAGGGGCAGGGUGAGUAAAGAGGAGUUUGAAGAUAGGGGGUUGAGGGUUGGCGAGGAUCCGCUGGCGUGGCGGUGGGGGGGCGUGGGGAGUUGGCUGUUGACGUAUAGGUGUGAGGAGGAUGUUGAGAGGAGGUGGAGGGAGGUGGAGGUGGAGAGUAGGGGAGGCGUCAUGGAGGGAGAAAAUGUUAGAGCGGUUUUGUAG